AUUUAAAUCGAAAUUUAAUCGAAUUUCGAUAUAAGCGUGGCGCUCACCAACAAAAGAUACUUCAUAUAUACGGUACCGAAUACAAAGGAACUUCAAUUGCAGUUUUCAUACCGACUCCUUUUUCUCACACUUUUCAUCUCAACACAAGCGAAGUCAGCAGAUAUGAAUCCAGGGGGUUAUACAGUAGAAGUUACAGGUCUUUCCCCUGCUGCUACUGAGAAGGAUGUUCAGGAGUUCUUUGCUUUCUGUGGGGCAAUUGAACAUGUUGAGAUUGUCAGAGCUGGUGAACAUGCAAGUACAGCCUAUGUGACGUUUAGAAAUCCUCAUGCAUUGGAAACGGCUGUCUUACUGAGUGGGGCUGCCAUUUUGGAUCAACGUGUGUGCAUAACCAGCUGGGGCCACUAUCAAGAUGAUUUUGAUUAUUGGAAUCAUUCAUCAUGGAAACCUCAAGAAGACUGUCAUUCAAGUGACUCCCAAGGACACCAUUUUGUUUCUUCUGCUGGGGAAGCUGUAACAUUGACUCAAGAUGUGGUUAAAACCAUGCUAUCUCAAGGGUAUGUUCUUGGUAAAGGCGCAUUGGGAAAAGCCAAAGCUUUUGACGAAUCUCAUGGGCUGUCAGCAACUGCAGUCUCCAAGGUUGCUGAUUUAAGUGAGAGAAUCGGCCUCACUGACAAGUUCUGUGCCGGGGUUGAAGUGGCUAGGUCCGUGGAUCAGAGGUAUCACAUAUCAGAUACCACCAGAUCAGCUGUUUCAGCUACAGGUAGAACUGCCAUCUCUGCUGCAACUGCUGUUAUCAACAGUAGCUACUUUUCCAAAGGAGCUCUUUGGAUGUCUGGUGCACUAAGUAAAGCGGCUCAAGCUGCAGCUGAUUUGGGUAGCCGAGGCACUAACAAAUGAGUAGGUUCGAGCAAUUGACAUGUAGCUUGGAGUCCAUUAUAUGAGAAUGGUUCGUGUGGUCUGAAGUCGCGAACUAAGUAGAUUGGCCUAAUGGUGUUGAUUCAUCUGGAAUCGAACCGUGUUUCCUUUACGUUGUUGUUUGGAUAUCAGGUCGAUGUUGUAAAGAACAUAUAGUACACUAAUAAGUUGAGUAGGAAUUCCCUUUUCAGUUUAUUUCUUGCCUUUUUUCACCCCUUCCUUUUUACUGGUUUUGCAACAUGCAGUUGUGCUCAAGUCCUCGAAAGAGGCUCUGUAAAGCUAACUUGUUUAGUCUGUUAACAAAAGUUGUGUAUGCGUU
Messenger RNA from Solanum lycopersicum (tomato), 1234 nucleotides. Its product is annotated as binding partner of ACD11 1. Gene Ontology annotation, molecular function: RNA binding. NCBI's taxonomy places the organism in Eukaryota, Viridiplantae, Streptophyta, Magnoliopsida, Solanales, Solanaceae. The record is from RefSeq and is a predicted model, not a curated record.